Messenger RNA from Eremomyces bilateralis CBS 781.70, 877 nucleotides. RefSeq lists its product as uncharacterized. The record is from RefSeq and is a predicted model, not a curated record. Lineage: Eukaryota; Fungi; Ascomycota; Dothideomycetes; Eremomycetales; Eremomycetaceae. The transcript has a single exon. The coding region runs from base 155 to 592 and encodes 145 amino acids.
GUCCAGCGUCUCAUUUCCAUCACAGUCAGGGGGCAUCCCAGCCCCGCUGCCUAACGAGGGUGACAGACCAGUAUUUUGAGGGAGUAGAGUGGUUUCAAUGCUAGAGGGGAACGUAGAGGUAGAGCUAGGCACACUAUGCAUGGUCGUUGUCUCGAUGGCAGGUAGAUCCCAACGACAUCAUUGUACUCAGUCUAGAUUUGGAUGUCAGGAAGGGUAUAAAAGGGGCUACCAGAGAGGUUACCACCGUGGGUGCCACAGACGUGUUGCCCACGUAAACAGAGGAGAAACAACCACAGGGUUAUGUUCUUGCGCACAACUGCGGGCGCUUGAGAACCCCGCUGCCGAGGCUUCAUCUAACGACCUUGACUCUCCUGCCAGUACUUGCUGUGCAGCGCUGAUGAGGCCAGCAUCACCCUGUUCUCAUAGACUCUGGCCAGGCAAGAUCACGGCUCGGUUUCUGUCCGGAGGAGGGGUGGUCACAACCUGCGUGCUGGUUACGGUGACCGUUGUGGCCCCACCACCGGUGUAUCUGAAUAAAGCGCACGUUGUUCGGCCCACAGGCCUAACUUUUGCGUCAGUACCCAGGCCAUGAAAUUGUCAAUUCGGACCGAAAGUGAUGCUUACGCGACUGAAGUUGCUACGUCAUAUGAUGUAGACAGAGAUUGGUCAAGUCAGGUCGCGCAGAACAACGGUCAUCACUGAUUGAGGACACAAUAACGUUCUAAUACGUCUCGUUCAUAUCGCAUGAGCCGACAAACUGCCGCUUAUCGACAUCGGCAUGAUGGGAUCCUUCGUCUUUUAUUUGAAAUAAGUGCUUCGGAAGAAUGGCUAAGCGAGCAGAAGCGAACGAGAGGGAAAUAAGGAUGGCAAUAACCUU